Molecule: messenger RNA, 1473 nt
Organism: Magallana angulata
Lineage: Eukaryota; Metazoa; Mollusca; Bivalvia; Ostreida; Ostreidae
Product: prostaglandin E synthase 2-like
Exons: 6
Coding region: 24-1217 (397 amino acids)
Cellular component (GO): mitochondrion
Molecular function (GO): prostaglandin-E synthase activity
Source: RefSeq, a predicted model, not a curated record
UUUUGUUACGUAAAAUAAACAUCAUGGCUGCGCUCAGGAGAGUUUCACAAGGUGUUUUGCAAAAUGGGCAAAUUUUCUUGAAUGCAACAAAACAAUGCAAUGUUUACGCAGGAGUGAUACCAAAAACACAUUUUUCUACGUUUUUAAAGAAUGUUUAUACAAAACACAGCUCAAUUUUAAGAAGAAAAUGGAAAGUGUUGGCUUGCGUAAUUGGAACAGGGAGUCUGGGUACCGCACUUUUAUAUGACAAACAGAAAUAUGUGGUUAAUGCAGACUUUCCAGGACAAUCCAUAGCUCCAACCAAACAGAUUCGAUUUGAUGAUGACAAGACAGGACUGAAGCUAACGUUGUUCCAGUUUGUUACUUGUCCCUUUUGUUGUAAAGUUCGAGCCAUGCUCAACUACAAUGGAAUCUCGUAUGACGUUGUAGAGGUGAACUCCAUAACAAGAGAUGAAAUAAAAUGGUCUAAAUACAAGAAAGUACCGAUAUUGGUGGCACAGGGAGUUGGAGAAGAGGGAUAUGUGCAAUUGAAUGACUCCACUGUCAUUAUGAGUGUGUUGGAGAGUUAUUUGAACGACAAAACAGUUUCCCUCCAAAAACUCCUAACCUUCUACCCAACCAUGGACAAAGAGAUCAAAGGACGGUUUAGAAGUAAAACAGUCACAGAGACUCCCAACAAAAACUUUCUGAUGUUUCAGGAUCACUUAACAGACAAGAGAACCCCUGAAGAGAGAGCUGAGGAGCGGAGGAUUCGGGUGUGGGUGGAUACCGUCUUCGUUCACUUGAUCUCCCCCAAUGUUUACCGCACAAUGUCCGAGUCCCUGGACACGUUCCAAUGGUUCUCCAAGGCGGGAGACUGGGAAACCAACUUCACCGGCUUCCAGAGAAACACCAUCAUCUAUAUUGGAGGAUUUGUCAUGUACUUUGUAGGGAAAAAACUGAAAAGGAAAUACAACCUUCAGAAGGACGUGAGAGAGUCUCUUUAUGAGGGAGGAAAUGCAUGGGUUAACUUCCUCAAGGGCCGGAAAUUUGUGGGUGGAGACCAACCAAACCUGGCUGAUUUGUCCAUGUACGGGAUGCUGACAGCGAUGGAGGGGACGGAAGCGUUCAGAGACCUGGUGGACAACACGAAGCUCAAGCCGUGGUACGAUAGAACCAAGACAAUGGUGGAGGGGCACCAGGGAGCCAAUCGGGCGCGGGACGUCACCCGCAAGUAGUGGGUGUGGUCAGAGGGGGUGGUGUUCUUCCUGCUGCCUCCACCCCACAGGUGUCAAGCCCUGACUGUUUUCAGUGAACUGUGAUAAUGUCUGUGACAGUGAGAGUUAUUUAUAGACCUCAAUAUGAUCUACAGUCAGAUUUAUAAUCUGAACUCAACAAAUCAUGUCAAUCGACAAUGUGAUCAAAUAUGCAUAUUUGACCUUUGUGAAUGUGUUUAUGAUCUUUGUGAAUGUUGCAGUAAAUAAUGUUAAAGAG